Syngnathus typhle (broad-nosed pipefish) is the source of this 1726-nucleotide messenger RNA. RefSeq names its product lin-7 homolog A (C. elegans) (gene lin7a). The record is from RefSeq and is a predicted model, not a curated record. Gene Ontology annotation, molecular function: L27 domain binding. Gene Ontology annotation, biological process: neurotransmitter secretion; maintenance of epithelial cell apical/basal polarity; protein localization to basolateral plasma membrane. Gene Ontology annotation, cellular component: basolateral plasma membrane; synapse; cell-cell junction. The transcript has 6 exons. NCBI's taxonomy places the organism in Eukaryota, Metazoa, Chordata, Actinopteri, Syngnathiformes, Syngnathidae. The coding region runs from base 117 to 770 and encodes 217 amino acids.
UGUCGUUUUUUUUUCUUUUCGUGAGCUGGUGCAGCGUGCAUCCAUUCAUCCAUCUAUCCGGCGCUCGUUCGCUCGCUCGCUCGCCUCCAACGCUCAACCUUUUCCGUCAUCCAGCUAUGGCGACGGUGCUCCAACAGCCGCUCACUCUGGAUCGAGAUGUCGCCAGGGCCAUCGAACUGCUGGAGAAGCUGCAGGAGUCGGGCGACGUUCCAGCUUACAAGCUGCAGUCGCUGAAGAAGGUCCUCCAGAGCGAGUUCUGCACGGCCAUCCGCGAAGUGUACCAGUACAUGCAUGAAACCAUCACCGUCAACGGCUGCCCGGAGUACCAGGCCAGAGCCACGGCCAAGGCCACGGUGGCCGCCUUCGCCGCCAGCGAGGGCCACUCGCACCCGCGGGUGGUGGAGCUUCCCAAGACGGAGGAAGGGCUGGGCUUCAACGUGAUGGGCGGCAAGGAGCAGAACUCGCCCAUCUACAUCUCGCGCAUCAUUCCCGGCGGGGUGGCCGAGCGCCACGGCGGCCUCAAAAGAGGUGACCAGCUCCUGUCCGUCAACGGCGUGAGCGUGGAGGGCGAGCACCACGAGAAGGCGGUGGAGCUGCUGAAGGCGGCCAAGGACAACGUCAAGCUGGUGGUGCGCUACACGCCCAAAGUGCUGGAGGAGAUGGAAGCGCGCUUCGAGAAGCUGCGCACCGCCCGCCGCCGCCAGCAGCAGCAGAUGCUCAUGCAGCAGCAGCAGCACAACACGUCCGCUCAGCAGAAUCACACUUCGUAGAAGAAGACAAAAUAAGUAGGCCCAUGCCACGUCCGCCGGACCUCUUGGAGGUGCCGAGCGAUCCCAAGUUCUCGGAGUGAGGUGGACCGUCCCGUCAAUCCCGGCGUUUGUUCCCGAGCUGAAAAACGAAGCAAGUAUUUUGUCGCACAUUCGGUGCUUGGGAAAAGAAAAGAACUUUUACCUUUUGUCUUCUCCUUGUUGUCUUUCUUUCGACUGACCCAUUUCUCCAUCACGCCUCACGAGAAUUGUUUUUGAGGCAAACUUUUUUUUUUUAUGGUAGCAAAAAUAUUCUGUAGCGUUAGCAAUAAACAGCCAAGCAAGUGUCAAUGAAAUUAAUUCUUUGGAUUAUGAAUUAUUACUCAUCGAUAAAUAUGGAUCAAUAAUAGGAGCAAACCUGGAAAGGUUUUUUCCUCAACAAAGGAUUUCAUCUUAAAACACUUCCCUUCCCUUUGUGCAAUAAUUCUCUUCGACGAGGCGAAUGUCACACGAGAUUGAUCGUUAAUUGUCAUAGUUAUAUUUAUGAAGAGAGUUUUAUUGUUCCCUUUGUGUAUUGACAUAUAUGGAAGAUCGUUACAUUGUGCAGAUGAUGUGGCUGUUGAUAUUAUGACAAUCAUUGCUGGUAAAAAUGUGGAAUGUUUUUCCUUGGAUACAAUAAUCCAGUGUUCCUUGUUUAAACAAUUCAUUUUGUGAGUAUGUUUUAUUUCCCCUUGUCUUCUGGCCAUCCCAAACCGACCAAAAAACAUAAGAAUCGAUACUUUAUUCCCACAUUUUGUAAUAUUCGUAAAAUUUGUACAAGUCAUAUGAUAACAAUAAUAAACAUAAUACAUUUUUUUGGGGGGGAGGGGCUCACAUUGCAUUGUUUUCUAUAUUGAAAUCAUUAAAACAUAAGACGUUGUUGAUAUGCAAUUGCUAUAUUUGUAUAAAUAAAUCUAUGUGCUUGUGUACAGUGAACACAA